GCCACUUUUCAGAUGUGAAGGGCCGCAUCUCCGCCCGGUCACCGAGCGACCAUGCCGCAGGACACGAACUCCUAUGAGCUAGGAUCGGCCCCUACUAGAUCGGAUGACCGAGUGCUACUGGAACAGGAGCAUGUACAAGAAGAGCAGCCGCCGGUGCGGAUCUUGCUGUUGGCCUUCAUGAUCAUGUUUCAAGGAUAUGGCGUGAUGAACGGCAAUCCCCAACAUGCAUUGAAGAUGAAGCUGGAUCUGCAUCCGGACCAAGCCGCCGCCUUUCAGGAUGCCUGCGCCUCCUUUCAGCUCUCCAAGCUGCUCAUGCGAAUCCUUCAGAUUGCGCUGCUGGUCUUCUUGCAGCCCAAUGGCAUAGUCUACUUGGCUUACGCGUUUAUGUUCGUCGCUGUGCUGAUCCCCGUGAUUUUUGUCUGGGCACUUGACAUGGACAAUCUGUCCGUGGUCUACCUGCAGUACACGCUAGGAGGCAUUGCCUUGGGCCUUUUCGAGGGCACCUUCCUGAGCAUCAUCAGCGUCUUAGGCAAGAACACAAAGACCUAUGUCAUCAUGGGCGCCCCUCUGGGCUUCGCCGUGCACAACAUUCUUCUGGGCACCUUUCAGCAGUGGGGGAUGUCACCGGUGGUCUACUACCUCUACUCAGCGGCGUGCAUCCCCUUUGCGGUGGUCAUUUUCUAUUACUACGCACCGCUAGCGGAAGCCAACUCUCAGGGCAAAGGUUGUCAGGUCUUCGCUGAAUCAUUGAAGAAGCCGGGCCAGUGGCUGCCAUCCAUGCUGCCCUGGUUCUUGGCCAAGUUUUUGGGGAACUUCGUUAUGGAGGAUGCCUUCCCUCUCUUGUUCAACACCUUCAACACCAGUCGGGUUCCCAUCUUCGGUCCGGCCAGCACCAGUCCAACCAUCCCUUUUCAGUACUACACUGCCUGGUAUUGGUUCGUAAUGGUUGCUGCAGGGGACACCAUCAGCCGUCGCGUUCCGCAAUUUCUGGCUCUUAAGAGCUGGAACGCCUGGGGAUUUUGGAUCGCCGCCUCGAUCGUCUUUUGCAUUGGAGGUGAAGCGCUGAACUUUCUCCUCUUCUCCAUUGCAACUGGCAUCGCAGCCUUCGUGGCAUAUUUCGGGAACGGCCUGAUCUAUGGCCUGUCUGCAAAGUUCAUCGACUCGCAGAUCCCGUUGGAGCACCGCUACGCCGCGUAUAACUUGUGGUGCUUCACAGGCGACGUUGGUGGUUAUGCAGGGCAGAGCAGCCUCUCCGUGAGGAUCGCCCAGUCAGUCUGCGAGGGCAGACACUACACGUACGUCUGCCAUCAGAAGACGCUGUUCUCCUGGGACACGGCUCGCGAAUGGCCUGCCAACUACUUUUGAGUUGAUCUGGAGGGAGCGAACCCGGCCUGAUUGCCCGAAGCCGCCAGAGCAGCAAUGUGCAGCCGUCUCCUUGCAUGUGAGGGCACCCUUUUCGGAGGUGGUUGCAAACGUCACGAAAAGGAAACGGACCAUCUCGGGGGCCCCCCUAUUCCGAGCAAGCCCAUG
This is a messenger RNA of Effrenium voratum, 1530 nucleotides long. Lineage: Eukaryota; Dinophyceae; Suessiales; Symbiodiniaceae. The record is from the annotation of a GenBank genome assembly.